AUGCUUCCAAAAAGUCCUAGAUCCAACCUGAAAACUCCAGAAAAGAAGUCAAAUAAGGUAAUUUUUUUGUAAUGCAAUUUCGAUUGUUUAGCAUGUAACGUGGAAAGAAGCCUCUUCAAACAGUAGUAGUCGAGUAAGUUUAAAUCUAUGACGUAAAAUUUUGUUAGGAAGUUACUCCUCGGCGUGCCCUGCCGAAUCCAUCACCCAGAGCUGCACAAUCUCCUUCAAAGUCCCUGAAACCGAUCAAACAAUCACCAAAAUCCCCGAGUCGGUCUCUUAAAAGAUUUGCAACCAAUGUAAAGUUGACGGUGAAAAAGCCAAGAGUUGAGAGAUUCACCGAUCCAUCAGAGGUAUAUCUUUAAGUAUUAUCAAAGUUAUAUUCUUUUAGGUAUUAUUCAAGGCCAACAAUUUCUUCCGUAAUGUUCGAAAGUCGUUCAAAGAUAAAAAAGCCAAAAUUGUGGACUUGUAUUUGAAAAUCCAAGAUGAAGUGCGAGACUGGAAAAAAACUGAAUCUCGGAUCUACGAGUUUGAAGUAAGGAGAGGGAGAUUAAAAUCAUUGGUAAUUUUUAGCAUGAAUUGAAGCGAGCUACCAGACAGUUGAAAUCAGCAGAGGAUGAAAGAUCGAAGGCAGACCUGGAAGCCCAUCAGUUUUCUGUUCGUCUUGUGGAAUCCGUGAAUGCCAUUAUACAGAGAGUUGAGAAUUUGAUUUUGGAUAAUCGGGAUAUGGCAAAACCGCAAAUAAUCGUUCUGGACUGA
Messenger RNA from Bursaphelenchus xylophilus (pine wood nematode), 756 nucleotides. Lineage: Eukaryota; Metazoa; Nematoda; Chromadorea; Rhabditida; Aphelenchoididae. The record is from the annotation of a GenBank genome assembly.